Messenger RNA from Dromiciops gliroides (monito del monte), 4299 nucleotides. It is a transcript of the gene CACNB1, whose product is annotated as calcium voltage-gated channel auxiliary subunit beta 1. Gene Ontology annotation, biological process: regulation of voltage-gated calcium channel activity; chemical synaptic transmission; neuromuscular junction development. Gene Ontology annotation, cellular component: voltage-gated calcium channel complex. NCBI's taxonomy places the organism in Eukaryota, Metazoa, Chordata, Mammalia, Microbiotheria, Microbiotheriidae. Gene Ontology annotation, molecular function: high voltage-gated calcium channel activity; protein binding. The record is from RefSeq and is a predicted model, not a curated record. The coding region runs from base 202 to 2244 and encodes 680 amino acids. The transcript has 15 exons.
CGGGGGAGAUGCUGAGGCUCCCGGGGCGGAGGAGAAGUAGGAGGCGUUGGAGGGGAGGGAGGGAAAGGGGCAUCUGGAGGCUGGGUGUCUCUUCUCUCCACUGGAUUUUCCCAUGAGCUGUGAGUGAGCCGGUUUGGGCUGGGCUGGGCUGGGCUAGGCUAGACUGAAGCUGGGGCUGGGGCGGGGUGGGGGGGCCUCUCCAUGGUACAAAAGACCAGUAUGUCUCGGGCCUCUUAUCCACCCACCCAGGAUAUCCCGAUGGAGGUCUUCGACCCCAGUUUACAGGGCAAAUAUAGCAAAAGAAAGGGACGCUUUAAACGCUCAGAUGGCAGCACCUCCUCUGACACCACAUCUAACAGCUUUGUCCGCCAGGGCUCAGCAGAGUCCUAUACCAGUCGGCCCUCAGACUCAGAUGUCUCCCUGGAGGAGGACAGGGAAGCCCUGAGGAAAGAGGCAGAGCGCCAGGCAUUGGCACAGCUCGAGAAAGCUAAGACCAAGCCAGUGGCAUUUGCAGUGAGGACAAAUGUGGGCUACAACCCAUCUCGAGGGGAUGAGGCGCCUGUCCAGGGCAUGGCCAUCACCUUUGAACCCAAGGAUUUCCUGCAUAUCAAGGAGAAGUACAACAAUGACUGGUGGAUAGGACGCCUGGUGAAGGAGGGCUGUGAGGUGGGCUUCAUCCCCAGCCCUGUCAAACUGGACAGCCUACGGAUGGUACAGGAACAGAAGAUGCGUCAAAAUCGUCUUAGCUCCAGCAAAUCGGGCGACAACUCCAGCUCCAGUCUGGGAGAUGUCGUGACUGGCACCCGAAGACCCACUCCACCAGCCAGCGGUAAUGAUAUGACUAACUUAGCUUUUGAGUUAGAUCCCCUAGAAUUAGAGGAGGAAGAAGCUGAAUUCUGUGACCAUCCCGGCUCCCCUAAGCCUAGUGUUAGCAGUAUAACAACCCCGUCUCCCCAUGGCAAGCGAAUCCCCUUCUUUAAGAAGGCGGAACAUGUCCCCCCUUAUGAUGUGGUACCUUCCAUGAGGCCCAUUAUCCUGGUGGGACCAUCACUCAAGGGUUAUGAGGUCACAGAUAUGAUGCAGAAGGCUUUAUUUGAUUUCUUGAAGCAUCGGUUUGAUGGCAGGAUCUCCAUCACUCGGGUAACAGCCGACAUCUCUCUUGCCAAACGUUCUGUCCUCAACAACCCUAGCAAACACAUCAUUGUUGAGCGCUCCAACACUCGAUCCAGUCUGGCUGAGGUACAGAGUGAGAUUGAAAGGAUCUUUGAGCUGGCCAGGACCCUGCAGCUGGUUGCCUUGGAUGCUGAUACCAUCAACCACCCAGCCCAGCUGGCCAAGACGUCUUUGGCCCCUAUCAUCGUUUACAUCAAGAUUACCUCCCCCAAGGUACUCCAGCGCCUCAUUAAGUCCCGAGGAAAGUCUCAGUCCAAACACCUCAAUGUUCAGAUAGCAGCAUCAGAAAAGUUGGCACAAUGCCCACCUGAAAUGUUUGACAUCAUCCUGGAUGAGAACCAAUUGGAGGAUGCCUGUGAGCACCUGGCAGAGUACCUGGAGGCCUACUGGAAAGCUACCCACCCGCCUAGUAGCACACCACCCAACCCACUGCUCAACCGUACCAUGGCCACUGCAGCCCUGGCCGCCAGCCCUGCCCCAGUCUCCAACCUCCAGGUACAGGUGCUCACCUCCCUCAAGCGCAAUCUCAGCUUCUGGGGUGGGCAGGAGGCCUCCCAACCCAGCACUGCUGCGUCCCCACUGCAAGAGCAUAAUCUUGGGCCGUACCGUGUGCCUGGGGACCAACCACCUGAGCGGGCAGUGGGAGAGCGAGCCAGCUUACAUGAGUACCAGGGUGAGCUGGGCCAGACCCCGGGCCUCCACACCGGCAAUCAUCCUCCAGGCCGGGCAGGCACUCUUCGGGCACUGUCCCGCCAGGACACUUUUGAUGCUGAUGCCUCAGGCAACCGUAACUCUGCCUACAUUGAGCUGGGGGACUCUUGUGUUGACAUGGAGACUGAUCCCUCUGAGGGCCCUGGGCCAGGAGACCCUGCUGGGGGCAGCUCUCCACCUGCCCGACAUGGUUCAUGGGAGGAGGAAGAUGAAGAAGAUGAAGAGCUGCCUGACAACCGAAAUCGGGCUACACCCCGGGGUCCUGCCAAACCCCAGUAUUGUCCAGAAGGGGGUGGGGCUAUGGUGGGCCGGAACAAGAAUGAGCUAGAGGGCUGGGGCAGGGGUGUUUAUAAUCGCUGAGGUUGGAGGGCAGGGGCAGGGAGGAGACAGGUUUUAGGGUAAGGAAAGAGGGCAAAUACCAGCCAACCUGGGGAGCUAGAAGAGCGGGGUGUCUCGUCUCCUGGGGGCAUUAUGUCACCCUCACAUAGGGAGUCACCUCACCUAAGGAGCAAUAGCUUUCCCUCUAGGGGGAGGGUAUCUCACCUGGAGGGGCCAGGUGGCAUUAUCCUCACCCCUGAGGAGGUUAUCUCACCACUGGGGGCAGUACCUCACCCUCUUGUGGGAGGUUACCUCACCUCUAGGGGAAUCUCUCACUCCUCCGAGGGGAUAUCUCACCCCUUUGGGAUGCCUUUACUUCACUCUUUUUUAGAAGAGCAUAGGUAUAGAGUAUUCUCCAACUACUCUGUGGGGUGUGAUCUCACUCCCUAAGGGGGGAAUGACCCUUCUGUGGGUGGGUGUCUCACUUCUAGGGAGAUAGUCCCGCCCUUUUUGGAUGCCUUUGCUCACUCUUGUGGGAUAUGAUCUCACCUCCUGGGAAGUAGGGGGAGGGGGGAGGGCUUUAACACCCACGUGCAGAGUAUUUUCCUGCUGAGGGGUGCAGAUAGGUUGCCUGAGGGACUGAGGUAAGUGCCCUUCUCUGGGCUGUUUACCUUCUUCUCUUUAGGGUGUUUUCUCCCCAAAGUUCCUUAACCCUUUCAGCCCCAGGUCAUAAGUGAAAAUCCUAAUAGAGUUGGCCCCUCCCCCACUUGCCUACUCUUGGGGAGCUGGGAAGGGAGGAGAAGAAGAAGAAGGGUUCUUCCUGUAUUGAGAAAUGCACAGAACAUUCUUUCCAUGAAGAUCUAUCUCCUCCCUAGAACCCUAGACCCAGAUCCCUCCUCAUUCUCCAGUUUCUUGGCAGCUUUGUUAGGAGUUUAGGGGUAAAGGACAGAGCUUGCAGCUCUGUCUCAUUCAUGUUGGUGGGGAGGGGUUCUGGGUGUGAGUGAGUAACCAGCAUCAAGUUCAUGAUCACAGGAUCACAGAUCCCAAAGCGGGGUGGGGUCUUGGCCCAGUGCCUCAAACACUUGAGGGAGGAGGAAGAUGGGGACCUCCCCCUUUCUUGGGGCCCAUCUGUCCACCCCCAUGCUUCAGCCUCUGUCCCCUCUCCCAUGACCUUCGCUUCAAUUGCCAGUACACUUGACUCUUGCCAAGCCUAAACAAGGGAGUCUCUCCUCCCCACACCCCUAACUCUAUGCCUCUGUGGUAUGGUACUCAUGGUAGGCUGUUCCCUGUCUCUUCUGGAAACCAAAAAACUGUUUUUCCUAUUCCUGCCCUGGAGACCAGCCCUAUUUCCCUGGCCCAGGCUUAGCAAGGAAAGAGGCCAAGGCCUUGGCUGGCAUUGGGGCAGUGCCCUCACCCUAUGGGCAUUGCCCCAUACUGACCUCAGCUUCUCCCUUUGGAGCCCCUGCUCGCUGCUGCUGUGUCUACACCUCUUGUGUUAUUAACUCCAUCUCCAAGUCCCCAAUGCUCUGAGGAGAGGCACCAGGCCUCAGUGAGACCACCAUCCUCUCAUCCCACGUAGGGUUGUCAUCUUGACUUGGUGUUUGUAAUACCCCCCCAGCUCUCUCCGGGGAAGAGAACCAUUUGUGCCAAUGAGGUCUGGGCCCUGCCUGCCUCAGGGAUGGGCGCCAUCAUGCCUGUCUCACCACCUCCUGUGCCAACUUCACCCCCAACCCCUCACUCACUUGGGAGGGGGUAGGUGGGGACAUAGCUUCAACUCACCCGUUGGAAGACACCACUGCCCAGCCUCUCCCCCCUCUCUCCAUCCCUCCUCCUAAGCGUCUGUCUCUCCUAGAUGUCUUUCCCUCCCAUCUCUUGGUUGAAUAUUUUGCCAGAUAUAUAUUAAAAAACACAAACAACCCCCACUCCUGCCCCCCCAACCCCCUGCCCUUUCCCCAAGCCUGGUCCUUUUUCACCACCAUGCAUGUGGGAGCAGGUGCGUGCAUGGACAUACUCGUGAGCUGACAUGCAUGGGAGAGGGAGGGGGUGUGUGGGACCACAGUCGGCAGGGGGAGGGGUGGGAGCUAUGAAUAAAAAGUG